Molecule: messenger RNA, 603 nt
Organism: Chaetomium globosum CBS 148.51
Lineage: Eukaryota; Fungi; Ascomycota; Sordariomycetes; Sordariales; Chaetomiaceae
Exons: 4
Coding region: 1-603 (200 amino acids)
Source: RefSeq, a predicted model, not a curated record
AUGCCUCUUAAAGGCCGGAAGCUCCCAUCUUCUGCCUCAUAUGAUUUCCCUCGAGUGUUCAGACCAUUAAGAACCCAUCAACCAUCGAGCACCCUCUCGGUUUCUUCCAUCCCAAAUCCAUUGCUGGGACAUCAGACCAGCACUCCGUACUCCAAGCAGCCCACACCAACCCCUUUGUACUUUCCCAUCGGCUACAUUACAUCUCUCAAGAUGACUCGUUCUCACAAGUUCGGUGACAAGGACCAUGCCGGCCUGGCGGACGGCACCGUCCUGCCGCAUGAAACCCUGCCCAAGUUCUUCGCCAAGAACGGCUUCGCCGAUGCCGACCCUAAAAAGACCAAGAAGAAUGGCGGUGGUCGGGCCAACUGGGGCAACGUUGGUGACGAGGUGGUGGACGGAGACUUCAACUUCCACAAUGCCCGCCGUCGCUCCAAUAGCAGUAGCUUGUCGAGCAACAUCGAUAACCUCAAGACCAAGUUCGAGGUGAACGAACCGGAGCCCGUCUUCGAGGAGAACAUGGGUCCCGAGGACGAGGAAGGCAAGACCGAGACCCCGUCGAGCGGCUCCAGCGUCGACGACAACAAGUCCCACAAGGAGAUGUAA